Ruditapes philippinarum (Manila clam) is the source of this 1730-nucleotide messenger RNA. RefSeq names its product A-kinase anchor protein 7-like. NCBI's taxonomy places the organism in Eukaryota, Metazoa, Mollusca, Bivalvia, Venerida, Veneridae. Gene Ontology annotation, cellular component: cytosol. The record is from RefSeq and is a predicted model, not a curated record. Gene Ontology annotation, molecular function: protein kinase A regulatory subunit binding.
AUCAAGGCAAGCCUUAGAGAAAGCCUCAGAAAAGCUUCUGUCAUUUUACACAGACGUUUCAUUGACAUUAGAUGUUUGUGGCCUUGGAAAUUUUAGAAACAAUGUGGUAUUUGCUAAGGUUAAACAUGACCACCAAGUCUCUACUUUGAAAAAUGUUGCUGAAAUUGUGGAAGAAAGUUUCCUAGAACAGGAUAUUAUCUCCCCUGAUCAAAGAGGAUUUAAACCACACAUCACUAUUAUGAAAUUGUCUAGUGUCAAAGGCUCUAAAAAAAAAGGUCUGAAGAAGAUAGAUGAGAAAUUGUACAGUGAAUUUAUAGACACUAACUUUGGAUGUGAGAGUAUCCACACACUACAACUGUGUGCCAUGAUGAAACCAAAAGAUAAACUAGGAUAUUAUCAGGUUGAGCAUAAAGUCCAGUUUGCUAAAAUACCAGACAAUAAACUGGCAGAAUAUUGUCCAAAUACCACAGUUGAAAUAUCUGAUGGCAUUAAGACAGAUCCAGACCUGAAUGAUGAAGCAAAGACUUAUCCUGAAACAGAGAGUAUAAAUGUAGAAUCAGUUGAUAUUAUAACAGUUAAUAAUAAGAAAGAUUUAAAGGCUCUGUCAGAAGAUAAAAAUUUAUCAGAUGAUAGAUCAAGUGGAAAUGACAUAAAUAGUUAUAAUGAUAGUGCCAUAGAUUUGAGUGAAAAAAGUGAAUUAUCUCAUGAAGUUACACAAGAUAUUAUACCUAAAAAUGAUAGUGUAAUAUUAGAUAUAAGUGGAGACACUGACACAUCAAAAGAAGAAGUUUUAUUACCAAUGUCUGAUAAUGAUAGUGCCUUGGAUAUAAGUCUACAAACUGAAAGUGGUUCUAAUGAUAUCCCUGAAGAUGACAACGCUAUAAGAAAAGAUUUUAAAGCAAAUGAAGAAGUCUUAACAGAAAAAGCUUAAAAAACUAAGAUGUGUCUUAUCAGUGAUAUAUUGUUAAAGUGACAUGCUCAUUUUUUCGCUGUCGAGCAAUUUGAAUUAGUAAUAUAUUUCAAGAGAUUCCCUAUUAUAAUGGUGAUUUACCAAUUAAUUGAUAAUGUAAAUGUUACUGAUAAAAUAUAAAAACUACCUAAAUUAUGAAAAGACUGGCCCACUCUUUUUAUAUGCCCGAAAGGGCAUAUUAUGUUAUACCCCCUGGCGUCCAUCUGUCUGUCCAUCCGUCCGUCUGUUAGCAAUUUGGUUUCCUGAGCAUAACUUAAGUUCCAUUUGGCCCACAAUGUUCAAACUUCAUAGGAUGAUUGUCCAUAUUGGGUUGAAGACCCCUAUUGAUUUUGGGGUCAAAAGGUCAAAGGUCAAGGUCAAUAUUACCUUAAUACUGAAAACAGUUUCCGAAGCAUAAAUUAAGUUCCAUUUGGCCCACAAUAUUCAAACUUCAUAGGAUGAUUGUCCAUAUUGGGCAAAAGACCCCUAUUGAUUUUGGGGUCACUAGGUCAAAGGUCAAGGUCACAAUUACCUUAAAACAAAAAACAGUUUCAAGAGCAUAACUUAAGUUCCAUUUUGCCCACAAUAUUCAAACUUCAUAGUAUGAUUGUGCAUAUUGGAGAGAAGACCCCUAUUGAUUUUGGGUCACAAGGUCAAAGGCUAAGUCAUUUAUAACUUAAGUAUUAAUCAACCGCUGUAAAAUUUUAUAGGAUGAACAACUCAUUCCUAUGUCUUACAAAUGCUUCAUCCUUACUAAAAAAAAAACACUUUCGUGCAUAUA